Trichomonas vaginalis G3 is the source of this 526-nucleotide messenger RNA. Its product is annotated as Prim-pol domain family. The record is from RefSeq and is a predicted model, not a curated record. The annotation marks the transcript as partial. Lineage: Eukaryota; Parabasalia; Trichomonadida; Trichomonadidae. The transcript has a single exon.
AUGACAGCAACAAACAACAACAGCAACUAUAUCGUUUCUGAUGAAAAAGUUAUUGAUUCAUUAGCUGAGGAAUUAGUUGUGGCAGAAACUAAAACCCUCAACGAAAGAAUUGGUGAAAACAAGAUUGAUUUACAUAACUACCUCAAACACGAUGGAGGAAGAGGAAGGAAAACUGGUAUGGCUUUAUUAGUAAAUAAAAUUUCAAAUUUAACGAUUAUAGAUGUUGAUAUCAAUAAAUCAUACAAUGAUGAACUUAAAGAAACAGUUAGAAAAGACAUUUUAUCAAAACUUUUGGAUAAAGAUGUUAUCGUUAAAACCGCUUCAGGAGGUCUUCACAUUUAUUGUAACACUAAUUUCUUCUAUUCAGUUUCGAACAGAAUGAUUAAAUGCUAUUCCUGCAAUGAUUACGAUAUUGAUAUAAUGACUUCUAUGGAUGAUUCAAAGCGUUCUUUAGUAGUUAUGGCUGAUUCAAGAGUUCGCAAGAAUGCAACAGAACCAAUCAAUACAUACUCAUUCAUUCGUGGAA